Colletotrichum lupini is the source of this 585-nucleotide messenger RNA. RefSeq lists its product as uncharacterized. NCBI's taxonomy places the organism in Eukaryota, Fungi, Ascomycota, Sordariomycetes, Glomerellales, Glomerellaceae. The record is from RefSeq and is a predicted model, not a curated record. The coding region runs from base 1 to 585 and encodes 194 amino acids. The transcript is spliced from 4 exons.
AUGCCUGGAGUUCCCAUCGACGCCCUGGACAACCUCAAGUCCAAGUUCAAGGCCAUCUUCAAGAAGAAGGACGAGAAGAAGGCCGAGGCAAAGCCCGCCGAGGCCAAGCCUGCCGCGACGACCACCACGCCCGCUGCCACCGAGCCUACCAAGACUGAAGCUGCUCCCGCCGCUGCCCCGGCCACUGAGCCCGCUGCUGCUCCUGCUCCUGCUCCUGCUGCCGCUGCUGAGCCGGCCAAGGCCCCCGAGCGCGAGGCUAAGAAGGAGGAUGCUGCUCCUGCUACCACCGAGCCCGCCAAGGCUCCCGAGGCUGCUCCCGCUGCGCCCGCAGCUCCUGCCGUAGCCGCCGAGGCCCCCAAGGCCCCUGAGCCCGCCACCGCCCCCGCUCCCGCUGCUGCCCCUGCUGCUCCGGCCGCCACUGAGCCCGCGAAGACGGAGGAAACUCCCGCACCCACCGCCCCGGCCACCGCUCCCGCUGCUGCUGAGACCGCGCCCGAGCCCGCUGCCGCCCCUGCUCCGGCCGCCGCCGCUCCCACCGAGGCCGCCAAGCCCGAGGAGAAGAAGGAGGCCGCUGUCACCGCCUAG